AUGCUACGCCCGGUUCCGCCUCUGCCACGGAAAGAGCCAAAAGCCGCUUCGGCGAAUGGGACCGGCUCUGCCGCUCCCUCGGCCACGCGAAGGAACGGCUCCACGAGGCUCCCUUCCAAAGCGGAGACUGGUGGCCGUGGUCUUGAAAUAGGUGCGGCCGUGUGGGUGUCUGACCCAUCCCAGGUAUGGACAGCUGGUGAGGUCACUCAAAGCACGAGCAGCCAUGUGGUUGUGAAGCUGGUUUCGGCUGAUUCACCCGAAGAUGACCUGGAGGACCUGGAGGUACCGCACACAGGUGGCAAGGUGCGACUGCUUCGGCGGGAUACAACCAUCGUCGACGCUGCAGCUCUCCAGUACGAUGACUUAACAAAUGUGCCGGAGCUACACGAGGCUGCACUUCUGCAGGCAAUCGCGGACCGGUUUCAGCGAGGGCGCAUUUACACUUUGACAGGUCCCGUGCUUCUGGCGGUCAACCCUUUUCGACACAUGCCUGGCCUGUAUUCGCCGGAGAUGCUUCGCAGCUUUGUGUCGGCCGAGAAGCUUCAGCCCCACAUCUUCAGCAUUGCCAAUCGGGCCUAUCAAGGCAUUCUCGAUCACGACGAGUCUCAGACCGUCCUGGUCAGUGGAGAAAGUGGUGCUGGAAAGACAGAGACGACGAAGUUUGUGAUGCACUUCCUGGCAUUGACCGGAGCCGAGGCGGUGGUGAGUGAGGGCGAGAAGCCACUGUCUAGGGUGGAGCGACAGGUGCUCAGGUCAAACCCAUUGCUUGAAGCUUUCGGGAAUGCGCAGACCCUUAGAAAUCACAAUUCGUCGAGGUUUGGCAAGUACAUCGAGCUGCAAUUUGGUUUGGAAGACGGGCUGCCCGGGUCGAAGAAGCGACUUAUUGGAACGAGGAUUCGCACUUACCUCCUUGAGACGGUUCGUGUGAUUGACCAUCAGCCUGGUGAGAGGAGCUUUCACAUUUUCUAUCAAGCCCUGGCCACAUCGGCACACUUGCCUGAGCUGGACGGCAUGGUGAGGGAGCACCUUGGGAAGAUUGAGGGAAUCUCCUGCUUCAAAAAUCUUGGCAACUCGAGAUGCUCUGAGCUUCUGGAUGACACUGGGGACUUUCAGGCAACGCUCGCUGCCAUGCAAACUAUGGGUUUCCAUGCGCAUGAAAUCGCCGACGUUCUCCGGGCUGUUCUUGCAGUGCUGCAUGUUGGAAACAUUGAGUUCACUGUGCCUGCGAAGAACAGCGAGGCCUCCGAGGUGCUUCCCUCGGCCGGAGCGUCGGAGGAUCUCAAAGCUCCCUUGGAUGAAGCCUCCGAGCUCCUGGGUUUAUCAGGGACCCAGCUGGCCGAAGUCCUCUGCUACCGGACGAUGCAAGCACCGGGCGAGCAGGUCAUCCGCAUGGGAAACACCACAAAGCAGGCGGCCGAGUGCAGAGAUGCCCUCGGACGGUAUCUCUAUCAUGCACUCUUCAAGCACAUCGUGGAGAAGACAAACGCCUCCAUUGGCUUCAAGCCAGAAGCCACUUUCUGUGGAGUGCUGGACAUCUUCGGCUUCGAGUUCUUCAAGGUCAACUCUUUCGAGCAGCUUUGCAUCAACUUCACCAACGAAUUGCUGCAGCAGUACUUCAACAACUUCAUCUUUGAGAACGAGACCAUUCUCUACCAAGAGGAGGGUGUGCCCUGGCAAGACGAAGACUUCCCGGACAACACCGGCAUUGUGAAGCUCUUGCAGUCCUCGCCAUCAGGGAUCUUUCCCAUGCUUGACGAGGAGUGCUUCGUGAUAGGCGGCACUUCUGGCAGCUGGCAUAGGAAGCUCAUACAGACGCAUCAGAACCAUCCUUCUUUCGGCGUGGUGAAACUACAAAACUCUACCUUCAUUGUGAGGCACUUUGCCGGUCCGGUAACCUACACAGUGGAUGGGUUUCUCGAGAAGAACCGUGACCGUCUUUCACAGGACCUUGUCCGGUGUCUGGCUGGCAGUGAUUGGCCCUUUGUGCGGAACUGUUUCAAAGAUAGCGCCGAGAACUCCGUGUCUCGUGCCGAACUCAUUGAGCCAGGGUGCAGGGCUCAGGGCAGCUCGGACGCGAACCAGAUCGAUGCCCUCGUGGAGGCAGUCGACACGAAGGCGGAUGGAAUCACCUUCAAGACCUUCUGCGCCUUCCUGGAGCAAAGCGACCUUGACGCGCACGCGGUGCUGCGAGCAUUGGAGAGCUGA
Messenger RNA from Symbiodinium sp. CCMP2456, 2205 nucleotides. The record is from the annotation of a GenBank genome assembly. NCBI's taxonomy places the organism in Eukaryota, Dinophyceae, Suessiales, Symbiodiniaceae.